Porites lobata is the source of this 4190-nucleotide messenger RNA. The record is from the annotation of a GenBank genome assembly. NCBI's taxonomy places the organism in Eukaryota, Metazoa, Cnidaria, Anthozoa, Scleractinia, Poritidae.
AUGGCGGCGGCUCCUCCUGUGUCUUUCAACGUUGUGUUUGGAAUCAAUGAAACUCCCUUAACUCGCGCUUUAGAGACAAGACGUUUUGAUGAAGCAUUGGAGUUUAUUAACAGUCGAUACGGAAUGUGUUUGGAUGAGGGAUUUUACCAGAGGAUCCCACUUUACAUAGUUCUUUCUGGCGAGAAUUCUGCAGUUGAUGGCAAGGUCAUUCCAGUUCAUUUAAAGAUUGCACGACGGUUAAUAGAAAGAGGUAAAAUAUAUUGCAAGAAAUGCUUUCACUUUUGAUAGAUGUGUGGUCUAAUUUAAUUUAUAUUCUUUAAAGUCUUGACAAUAGUUUAUUAUUUUUUUGUGGUAUUUUUAGGGGCAGAUCCUAAUCUGAGAAUUCCAGAGGUAAAUACUACAGUUACGGUUGUUAUGCUCUGGUAGAGUAACUGAACCAAUACAUUUUGUUUGGAUGUUUUUUAAUUACUCAGGCCCUGAAUGAUGAAAAUUACUCGGCUUACGUCUACUAUGUAUCCAUUUUACCUCUGCAGACUAGUGGUGCUGAGUAUGUUGGACCAGGAAGGUCACCUCUGCAGUGUUUGGUCAGCUUCUACAAUCUGGUAACCAGCAAGGAUAACAUUGUCACAGAAGAAGCUCUCUCCUGUCAUCAAGUAUUGUCACUAAAUGGAAAAGAUAUUAAGAUCAAGGCAGACCUAGUUGAAGAACUAAUAAAUGCAGUCUGGUUGUUACUCGGUCAUGGUGCAGAUGUAAAUGUUCGAGAUGCAGAAAUGAAGACACCUCUGCAUUCAACACUGUUAAGAUCACAGGACUUGCGUAUGGCACAAGCUUUGUGUGAUAAUGGAGCUGAUCUUUUGGCAACUGAUUGUCUCGGAAAUACUCCUCUUAUGUCACUUUGUUGUCCAUUGCCGUGGCGUGAUGGCAUUGACCAAGGUCCUUGUCUUGACAGUGAUGUCAGUGAAGCUGUGCGUUUUUUGCUGUCAUUUGAAAGUGUAAAGGUAUGUUGGAAAUUUCUUAUUUUGUUUGAACAAGCACACUGAGUUUUCUAUUCUUAAAGAAUCAAGCAUGUCACAAUAAUAAUUUGUUCUAGUACUGAGGUUCUUUUCUUUUAUUACAAGUCAGAGAGAAAAAUCAUAUUCAAAUGCUAAUUUGUAGACUGCAAGUAUUGUAGACUCCGGGGGGGGGGAACUUUAGGAAUUUUUGUGGGGGGGGGGGAUGUGCCGCUGGGACCCUAGAACCCUUAGCCUAUACCAGAGGUUCAGCUGAUUUUUCAGAAUUACUUUCCUGGCUUUUACGAAUGUAAUAACGAUAAAAAAAGUAUAUUAUUGUUAUUAUCGAGAAUUGUAUAUCAGGCUUUUUUUUCACUUUUAGUGACAGGUGGUGUUCUUUGAACAGGCAAAUGAACCCAGAAUAAAAGUUGUUAUCUUAAGAUUUUACAACAUAUUUAUUAAACUUAUGUCUCCAAAUUUUUUGUUGAUUUAUUCCUGCUACUGUUCAUGAUUGAGUUAGAAUGAUUGGACAUCGUGCCUCUUCAAACAAGAGAAUUUAUUUUUUAUUUUUUUGCAACAAUACCCCACAAAGCAAAACUAACAUAGUGAAUAACAAAAGAAAAAAAAAUUUCUGCCUGUGUUAUUGUUUAUACUACUACAUGAGAAAUUUCUGCAAUCUGAUUGGCCUAGAGCAGUGGUAUUUCAGCUUAAUUUGAAAUACCUACAUGUGAAAAUUACAAACCUUUUGCGGGUAGUAGUAUAAACAAAUAAUAGCAUGAUUUGUAUGUGAUAUUUGGCAUAAAUACCACUCGUGAUAUUUCAAAAUUGUCUCAAAUUUCACUCGCCUAACGGCUCGUGAAAUUACAUAUAACAAUUUCAAAAUAUCAUUCGUGGUAUUUAUGCCAAAUAUCACUACAAAUCAUGCUAUUACCUAUACUAAUUGUAUACUAGACAAAGCCAUGCAGGCAGAUACAUCUGAACUAGUUAUAAUUAUUUCAUCAAACUGGCAAGCAUAUGCUUUCUGCACUUUCACAAUACCGAUAUACAUGUAGGUCUGCAAUGUGCCAGUAUAAUAUAAUUACCGUAUUUAGGCGAUCAACGUGUCCACCUCGAAUAAGCAUCCCUUCCAAUACAUAUUUUCUUUGCAUAUUAGUUUGUUGAUCUUUGAUUUCAGGAUAAUGUUACUUUUGGUUUUGUUUUGUUCAAGAUCAACCACUGUGGGAUUCACAGCAGGACAGUUCUGUUCUAUGCCAUGCAGUCAGGCAACUUCAAAGUUGCAAAGAUUCUUCUUGAUCAUGGAGCAGACCCCAGCUUGCGAGGAUUGGGACCAGAUGGAAGGUGUGAUAACUUUUUUCAUUGCUCAAGUCAAUUGAGAGGGUGUGCAGAGAAAGGCACCAAGUGACUUUUGAUCUAGUGCAAAUUCUCCCCAUAAUUCACAAGCAGAUACAGGGCUAAUUGAGAAGGGAAUCUAGGGGUUUAUCAGUCAAAGUCACUUGUUGCUAUAAAUUCCGACCACCCCGUGACAACCUUUUGUGUUGUUCUAACUUUUAAGUCUGUGGAUCAUGACAAAGUCCAGAGGAAUAUGACCAUUUAACUUAAGCCUUCUUAUAAGUGCUUUUGUAAAUUAUUUCUGUAGAUUCUUUGCCCAGUUGUUCAAAGGCCGAUUAGCGCUAACCCGGGGUUAAACUUUAAUCUGAGUUUCUUUUUCUUUUGUUCAAAAGCAUUUUCUCAGAUAAUUUUCUCAAUUCAUUUUAGAGCAUCCAAUCAAAUAAUUAUUACCGGUAGAAUGAACCAAAGUUGAUUUUCAUCAAAUUUAAUCGUUGCUAAUUAAAAUAAAUAUAAAUCCACAUGAAUUCUCUGUAUCAUUAUUACUACACUUGGCUGUUGAUUUUAUGUGCAAUUUGGUAAAACUAAUAUGAAACAUUUACAGGGGAAAAUUGACAUAUCCUCCAAAAUUUAUGCAACAUCGUUGAGUACAGUUUCUGCUGAAUACAGAUUCUCAUCAUAAGUGAAUUAACAAGUCAUAUUAUAGUAAUAAAAAAAAUUUUUUCUUAAAUUUUGACUUUUUGUUCUCCGAGCUGGGGAAAAAUUGUUUGUUUGACAUUGAUUAAUUCACCCACCAAAAUUGUUGAAUAGUGUACAGUCUUUUCUUGAAGACUACAACAGUAAACAAAGGAGUCAUUAUUACUUUAAUGGAUGUCUACUACAUUUUCCAUUUAGUUGUUCACCUCUUAUUUCUAUAUGUAAAGUAAACUGGAGGAAAUUGUCAGUUUUUACUGUUCAUCUUCUUUGCUUUUAAUCAUAACCAUUGCAAUUUCCCCAAAUUUGAUUGGUGCAUUAACUGCUUUACUUUUCACUAAUCAUUGUGUAGGGUUGUAAUCAGACAGUUGGCUGUAAUCUUAUCAGACACCUGUUAUCGGACAUUUACAUCAGCCAAUCAUACAAAGUACACUCAGCUAAAUCCACCAAUCACAGAACCACUUACCCUACCAAUUCAAACUGGGGAUUUUCCAAAAUGGACUAAUUUGUAACGUUAGACAGUAAAAGGGCUUUGUGUCAUCCAAUUUGGUCUGCCAUGAUACGCGUGAUUAACAAAUCGGACUCCUGCUACACGGGCGUCCGAUUUUGUUAAUCACUUGUAUGAUUACGAACCGAGUUUGACUCCACUCAGUUCUAUUACCAUCAUUAAUUUUUUUCAGAUACGUAUCACCAUUACUAGCUGCUGUUAUUCCAUGGUCCUCCAUUGGUCGAAAGGACAUUCUGCUUACUUGCCAUGAACUUGCUCCGUUGGUAGAUAGCGGCUAUUUCUCCACAGAAGAAAUUUUGCUGGAGAUGCUUGAGUAUGCGUCCUGGGGAAAUUCAAGCGAUGAGUCCUUGGCAAACCUCAAACACUUCGGAAUCAGCUUAAUUCCAAUGCUCUUUGGACAAAGUAUGUGCAAAUUGGUGCAGCUGGCAUCAAGAAGAUUCAUAGAUUGUAGGUUUACAGGCAGAGCCUAUGGCCAGUUGUCAUCAAGCGAAGUGAUGUGUUUGGUGAAAAGUCAAGGUCUGCCGAUUGAAAUUGUCACAGACUUUCAAAUUGUCUUGUUACGGCAUAAGAUCUUAAACGCUUUGGCAGAAACAGACUGGGACUUGUGGGAUGUGGAAGAGUUUAUGUUAGAUGAAAGCAGCGAAUAUGAUGAAUCGGAUGACGAAUAUUGGUGA